AUGGAAGUUGUGUUCCGUGGUAGAGCGCAAGAAGCGAGAUAUGCUAAGCUAGCUGAGAGGCAAAUGGAUUUGACUCGCUAUCCUCACCACCCGACUAUGGAAAGAGAGUCAUCUCCAGAAACACCACAAGAUUAUGAACAUUUAGAUGAUGACAUGUAUGUAGCAAAACAAGACUCUGAAUGUGACACUCCUCCUGGAUACUAUGAAUAUGGACAUAUACUCGAAGAUGAUCAUGUGCCUGAAUAUGAACCUAUGCCUGAAGACGAACCCAUUCCUGAAUAUGAGCCUCUACCUGAAGACGAACUCAUUCCUGAGUAUGAGCCUGAGACUCCUACUGGUUCACAAGAAAUUCAAUCUGAAGACAUGACUGACGUCGAGCCUGAACAACAACAACCUACUGCAUCCGCUGAAUCAGUGGCCCCAAGAAAUGCUCCUCCAAGGAUCGAGCAUGCUCCUAAUCAGAACACGCAUGGGUAA
Vicia villosa (hairy vetch) is the source of this 477-nucleotide messenger RNA. RefSeq lists its product as uncharacterized. Bases 1 to 477 code for a protein of 158 amino acids. Lineage: Eukaryota; Viridiplantae; Streptophyta; Magnoliopsida; Fabales; Fabaceae. The transcript is spliced from 2 exons. The record is from RefSeq and is a predicted model, not a curated record.